Messenger RNA from Mesorhabditis spiculigera, 504 nucleotides. NCBI's taxonomy places the organism in Eukaryota, Metazoa, Nematoda, Chromadorea, Rhabditida, Rhabditidae. The record is from the annotation of a GenBank genome assembly.
AUGCAAGCCCACCUCGUCGCCGUCGCCAUUCUUGGAUUCGCCUGCCAACAGGCAGCGGCCACCUGCAAGACGGGCGUUCCAGAUACCAACAUCAUUGGACCCCAAAUCGGUGACGCCUGUCCGUCUGGCUACGAAUGCUGGAUUUUGCCCGGCAACGCGGUGACUCAAUGCGCUGCGCUUCCCGGCGCCUGCAAGGACACGGACGGCAACGAUUUGCCACGAGGCAGAAUUUGGCGUUCGAUAGAUCCGUCUUUUCGACAGAUUUUGGUUCUUGACUCUACCCUCCAAACCUCCAAAAAGCCCUUUAAAAUGGCCCCCAAGCAACGCAUGAACGUCGCCAACGAGCAGUUCGCCAAGAACAUCAAGCAGCGGGGAUCCGUCGCCAAGUCGCUGAAGCCCAAGGAGGACAAGUACCCGGCCGCCCCGUGGCUCAUCGGACUCUUCGUUUUCGUUGUUUGCGGAUCUGCCAUCUUCGAGAUCAUCCGCUCCGUCAAGAUGGGAUGG